AUUGCUGUCGUCGCCAUCAUAUCCGCCGUCGCCAAAGCAGCAGCAGCCGCCGGCGGUGAAUGGCUACCGCUACAGGAUCCAAAGGCGAAGCACGUGAAGGAUAUGGCUGAGUUCGCGGUGUCGGUUCACAACGACAAGUAUCUCAACGAUCCACUUGACCUUUACCGCGUGGACGGCGGCGAGUACCAGAAACUCUCCGACGGCUCGACGAACUACCGGCUUCGUGUGGUCACGGUCGGCGACGAGUCGUCCCUGCACCCGUCGGGGAUUCAAAACUGGACGGCGAUCCUCCACGAGCUGCCCUCCGGCGAAGUGCAACUUGUGUCGUUUGAACAUUCAUUCAUGAUUAGUAAAUAGCAUUUUGUACUCACUGUACUAUAAUAAAUUGACAAACGUAUCUCUAAACUAAAUUUUUACACAAACAUAUCCUUCUAAUAUUAAAACGUAACAAGUUUACCCUUCCA
Molecule: messenger RNA, 464 nt
Organism: Linum tenue
Lineage: Eukaryota; Viridiplantae; Streptophyta; Magnoliopsida; Malpighiales; Linaceae
Source: the annotation of a GenBank genome assembly